Danio aesculapii is the source of this 5482-nucleotide messenger RNA. It is a transcript of the gene dgkh, whose product is annotated as diacylglycerol kinase, eta. Gene Ontology annotation, biological process: lipid phosphorylation; intracellular signal transduction; diacylglycerol metabolic process. NCBI's taxonomy places the organism in Eukaryota, Metazoa, Chordata, Actinopteri, Cypriniformes, Danionidae. The transcript has 30 exons. Bases 147 to 4064 code for a protein of 1305 amino acids. The record is from RefSeq and is a predicted model, not a curated record. Gene Ontology annotation, molecular function: protein binding; ATP-dependent diacylglycerol kinase activity.
AGCCCUCCGCCAGCCUUCAUGCGGUCUGAAGAACCAGCAGUGUUCCGCCGUGAAAAUGCAUGCUCCCCGGCUAGGAAAGUUUCAUUUACAAUCUCGGACUAAGUGAAUGUCUGGAGGCUCGUGGUUGGGCAGAGAAAAGCAACAGCAUGACGGCCAAGAAAACCGCUUUCCAGCCGUUGUCCAGCUCCCGCAUCCCAGCGGAGAGGAAGGGAGCGGCUGAGCGCGUUCCUAACCCGGAGUGCUUUGACUUUCCCCCGCAGGAGCCAGAGAAAGCAGCGGCGUCCGCCUCGGGGCUUCCCGCAGUGGGGGCUGUCGGGGGCUCGGGGCCGGUGGUGGACGAGUCAUCCGACAGCGAGGGAGAGCAGGAAGGGCCGCAGAAACUCAUCAGGAAAGUGUCAACCUCCGGGCAAAUACGAAGCAAGACAAGCGUGAAGGAAGGGCUGCUUCUGAAACAGACAAGCUCAUUCCAGCGUUGGAAAAAACGUUAUUUCAAGCUACGGGGACGGACGCUCUACUAUGCUAAAGAUGCCAAGGCGGGUGGCGUUUUGGCCCGCUGGCAGUAUCGGGUCUCUCGUAGCCGCGUGUGCUGGAGGGUGCUUUCCGUGUGCUGGACCGGUGCCCGCCGUCCGCCGCCCGCUCUUGGCGCCAGUGGAUCGGAGGAAGGCUUGGUAGCGAUUCGGUCUCUUAUUUUCGAUGAGGUGGACCUUUCAGAUGCCAGUGUUGCCGAAUCAAGCACAAAGAAUGUCAACAACAGUUUCACGGUAAUUACACCGUUUCGAAGGCUUAUCCUGUGCGCCGAGAACAGGAAAGAAAUGGAGGACUGGAUCAGCUCGCUGAAAUCGGUUCAGUCCAGAGAGCAUUACGAGACGGCACAGUUUAAUGUGGAACAUUUCUCAGGGAUGCACAACUGGUAUGCCUGCUCCCACGCUCGCCCCACCUUCUGUAAUGUCUGUCGGGACAGCCUCUCAGGGGUCACUUCUCAUGGCCUCUCUUGUGAAGUGUGCAAAUUCAAAGCCCACAAAAGAUGUGCAGUCAGGGCCACUAACAACUGCAAAUGGACAACAUUGGCCUCUAUCGGGAAGGACAUUAUUGAGGACGAGGAUGGGAUUGCAAUGCCACACCAAUGGCUGGAAGGCAACCUGCCGGUCAGUGCAAAGUGUGCUGUUUGCGACAAAACAUGUGGCAGCGUGCUGCGCUUGCAGGACUGGCGUUGUUUGUGGUGCAAGGCCAUGGUGCACACGGCAUGCAUGGAUCUCUACCCCCGCAAAUGUCCCCUUGGCCAGUGCAAAGUGUCUAUCAUCCCCCCCACUGCCCUCAACAGCAUCGACUCAGACGGUUUCUGGAAGGCCACGUGCCCUCCAUCAUGUGCAAGUCCACUCCUCGUGUUUGUCAACUCAAAAAGUGGAGACAACCAAGGGGUAAAAUUCCUGCGUCGCUUCAAACAGCUGCUCAAUCCUGCUCAGGUCUUUGACCUGGUCAAUGGUGGACCUCAUUUAGGGCUUCGCUUGUUCCAAAAGUUUGAUAACUUCCGGAUCCUUGUGUGUGGUGGAGAUGGAAGCGUUGGUUGGGUCCUGUCUGAAAUCGAUAAACUAAAUCUUCAUAAACAGUGCCAGCUGGGUGUUCUGCCAUUGGGCACCGGGAAUGACCUAGCACGGGUGCUAGGUUGGGGGCCGUCAUGUGAUGAUGACACUCAACUGCCUCAGAUACUGGAGAAGCUGGAGCGAGCUAGCACCAAAAUGCUGGACAGGUGGAGUAUAAUGACGUAUGAGAUUAAAAUACCUCCCAAACACAGCUGCCCCGCCACGCCUGAGGAGGCAGAGGACGGCCAGUUACAGAUAUCAGCUUAUGAGGAUUCAGUGGCUGCUCAUCUCACAAAGAUUCUGAACUCAGAUCAGCACUCAGUGGUCAUAUCUUCAUCAAAAGUAUUGUGUGAGACGGUGAAGGAAUUUGUGUCCAGAGUUGGAAAGUGUUACGAGAGAGGCAGCGACAGCUCAGAAGAAUCCGAUGCAUUGGCUCUUAAAUGUGCAAUGCUGAACGAGAAGCUGGAGUCGCUCCUGCAGACGCUGAAUUUAGAGGCUCAGGUCCUGUCGCCCGCAGCCCUCACCACACCGCCCAUCGUGGAGGAGGAGGUGGAGGAGGAAGAGCUGGAGGAGGAGGAAGAUCUGAGCGAAGAGUCUCUAACAGAGCUGAAGGAGAACGAGACGGAGAAAGGCUCCGCUCAUAAACUCUUCAGACCCAGAGAGCAGCUGAUGCUGAGGGCCAACAGCCUGAAGAAAGCCCUCAGACAGAUCAUCGAGCAGGCUGAGAGAAUGGUGGAUGAACAGAAUGCACACACAGAGGAGCAGGAGCUUCAGUCUCCUUCUGACUUCAGGAAGGACAGCGAAGAGGAAAACAAAGACAACGAGAAGGACGAGGACACUAAAGAACUGGAAACUCUGCCUUUGGCGAAGUCUCCGUGUUCUCCUCCAGAGAGACGCAUCAGUCGCAGCACACAGUCCUGCGGAUCCUUCUCCAUCACUCCCUUCACCACAAGCAAAGAGAACCUGCCCGUUCUCAACACCCGCAUCAUCUGUCCCGGUCUGCGGGCAGGUCUCGCUGCCUCCAUCGCUGGAAGCUCUAUAAUCAGUAAGAUGCUGCUGGCCAACAUUGAUCCGUUUGGUGCCACGCCAUUCAUAGAUCCUGACCUGGAUUCACUAGAGGGCUAUUUGGAGAAGUGUGUGAUGAAUAACUACUUUGGGAUCGGCUUAGAUGCAAAGAUCUCACUGGAGUUCAACAACAAGCGUGAGGAACAUCCGGAGAAGUGCAGGAGUCGCACUAAAAACAUGAUGUGGUAUGGUGUUCUGGGGACAAAAGAGCUGCUGCAGAGGACUUAUAAGAACCUGGAACAGAAAGUUCAGCUGGAGUGUGAUGGCCAGUACAUCCCACUCCCAAGUCUCCAAGGAAUAGCUGUGCUGAACAUCCCAAGCUAUGCUGGGGGAACCAACUUCUGGGGCGGCACUAAAGAGGAUGACAUAUUUUGUGCCCCUUCAUUCGAUGAUAAAAUUUUGGAAGUGGUUGCUGUGUUUGGUAGUAUGCAGAUGGCUGUCUCAAGGGUGAUUAAACUACAGCAUCACCGUAUUGCACAGUGUCGCACGGUGAAGAUCACCAUCCUGGGGGAUGAAGGAGUGCCUGUCCAGGUGGACGGAGAAGCCUGGAUUCAACCUCCUGGAGUCAUUAAGAUUCAGCACAAGAACCGGGCCCAGAUGCUGACAAGAGACCGGGCGUUUGAAAACACAUUGAAGUCUUGGGAGGAUAAAUUGAAAUACGACAAGCCUCCGCUGCGGCCACAUCUGUACCCUCAGCAGUCCGUGGAUCUGGCCACAGAGGAGGAGGCCACGCUCAUACAGAUGUGUGCCCGCGCCGCAGAGGAUCUCAUCACCAGGAUCUGUGAGGCUGCCAAAAACUACCAGCUUCUGGAGCAGGAGCUCGCCCACGCCGUCAAUGCCUCCUCACAUGCCAUUAACAAAACACAUCCCAAGUUCCCAGAGAGCCUGACAAGAAACACUGCCAUUGAGGUGGCCAGCACCGUGAAGGCCCUGCACAAUGAGACUGAGUCGCUGUUAGUAGGACGCGUGCCAUUGCAACUGGACCCUCCGCAUGAAGAGCUGCUGUCCACUGCGCUGCAGAACGUCGAGGUUGAACUAGGCAAGCUGGUUGAGAUCCCUUGGCUCUACCACAUCUUACAGCCCAAUGAUGAGGAGGAUCCCUCCCUCGAGUACGGAAAAAGAAACAGUCGGAGUGGCAUGUUCCGCAUAGUGCCAAAGUUCAAGAAAGAGAAAGUGCCCAAGAAGUCUAGCCCACAAUCAGUUCAGAGGUGGGGUACUGAGGAGGUGGCCAUCUGGCUGGAGCAGCUCAGCUUGGGAGAGUACAAAGACACCUUCAUCCGCCACGACAUCCGCGGCUCCGAGCUCCUGCACCUGGAGAGGAGAGACCUUAAGGAUCUGGGGAUCUCGAAGGUGGGCCAUAUGAAGAGAAUUCUCCAGGGAACUAAGGACUUGGCCAAGAGUUCGAUGGUGGACCUGUGAGACAUCAACACACAUUCCGUUCCUAAGCAGAAGACGAGUUGAAGCUGAGCUCUGCUUUCAGGAAGCACUUUGGAGUUGUGGAAUAGCUUGUAGAAAAAAAAGGAGCUAGGAAUGUUUGUUUUAGAGCAAAAACGCUGGUGCCAAAACGACAAGGAUUGUGUCAGAGACCUUUUUUAGACCCAUAGAAAAGCCCAUUCCGGCACAAUCAGGUAUGCAAUUCUCAUCAUGCACGCGACCCUCUGGCCUCUUUUACAAGAAUCAGAAUCAAGUAGCAGAACAGGACUUCCAAACAAACAGCGUUUUAUUUUCUCAGAUGAGCCGAGUGGCUCUUGUGGUAGAUGGCAACAAUAGGAGGGCGAUGUGAUGUGUCAGCAAUAUUCUGCUUUUGAAGCACUGUUUACAUUUUAAGGAGACAGGAGAAGGAGUAUCGCAAUCGAAUAAUGAGUUGCGGUGCAGUCCAGGAUAGGUCAACAGGGGUUUCCUUGGACAGUGACAUACUGAUGCAUGGUAUGCUUGCUAUAUUUGGAUAGCUAUUUUACUGCAUGAUUUGCGUCUUGUUUAUUUUUGUUUGUUUGUUUUAUGAAAUUGUACAAACUAACACUUGAACAAGUUUUAUAUGAAUUUAGUAUAAUCCCGUUUGUUACUACUGAAGCAUCCCUUUGGUCCUAGUAGACUGCUGGUUUUAUUUCCAAUUAACCGUCUGCAUGGAAACCUGGUGUCAAAUAGCAGUGUCACGUGCCAUAUUUUAUUGUCCCACGAGCUUUAUUAAUGUUUUAAAAUAGGACAUACAGUACAGUAGGUAAAUCUAUGUGAUAGAAGUACUAAAUUGAAUGUCCCCUGAAUUGUUUAUACAUUACCUGACAAAAGGCUUGUCGCCUAUCCAAGUUUUAGGAACAACGAAUAAUAACUUGCCUUCUAGUUAAUCAUUUGGUAUCAGACGCUUAUUUUACCAAAAUAAAAUGUGAUUAUGCCUUGAUUUUUAAUUAUUGAAUUAGGCUUUAAUUAGGCUCCCAUGAGCUUAGAGGACUGCAUUCAUGCAUCUCUGACCCAAACAACUUAUUAAAAAAGUCAUCUGGAAUGGUAAAGAAAGCGUUCUUGCAGGACUCCCAGAGUUCAUCGAGAUAAGUCAGAUUCAUCUCAAAUGCCUCCUCCAUCUUACCCCAGACAUGCUCAAUAAUGUUCAUAUCUGGUGACUGGGCUGGCCAAUCCUGAAGCACCUUGACCUUCUUUGCUUUCAGGAACUUUGAUGUGGAGGCUGAAGUAUGAGAAGGAGCGCUCUCCUGCUGAAGAAUUUGCCCUCUCCUGUGGUUUGUAAUGUAAUGGGCAGCACAAAUGUCUUGAUACCUCAGGCAGUUGAUGUUGCCAUCCACUCUACGCGCCCCCAUAUUAAAUGUAAACCCAAACCAUUUUUCCUUCAU